AUGGUUCCUAAGGCACCAGAACGCAGCUCUUUGAAGCGAGGCCGGCCUUCGACGGGAGAAGUACAAGAUGAUCAGAAAAAGCCGCGUCGCUCAGAACGAAUAUCCUCCCAGUCGCAAUCUACGCCCUUGAAGACGAAGGGCAAGAACGGCGCGUAUUUGCCCUCGCCUCUAACCCACAAAGAGUCCACUGCAACAGAGGAUUGGAGGGAGUCAACGGCGUCACCUGUGGAAGGGCGCCCCAGCCAGAUCAAACACCGCUCACCGUUUGGCUCACCAAUACUCUACACCCAGAAUGGACUCUCUUCUCCCCCGCCGUAUGAUACUCAGGUGUUUUCACAAUUCAUCAUGCCGCCCAAGACUCUCUCGCAUGAAGUCGAAGACGAGGAGGCCGAGGGUGUAUGGGGGUAUCUCGUUCCAGUGGAUGCUGUCUUUGGCGAUACACUGGUACUGAGAAGCAGAGACGCAUGCCCAGCACCAUAUCCGAGUAAAGACUUUGGUAGGGGAUCGAAGAAGCGAGCCAAGGGGGGAUGUGCGCAGGUCAAAUAUGCCGACCAAGAAAAUCAAUACGAGGCCAAUAAGCGGGAAUUGGGAUUUCCUGCUACAGGAUAUCUCAUUGGAAGGCACCCGGAAUGCGAUCGGAUGCUCGAGCUUCCUACCAUAUCCAAUAGGCACUGUAUAGUCUUCAGCGAAAACAAAAAGGGCCAGGCAAUUGCUGUGAUUGAGGACCUGUCAAGUAACGGUACCUUCGUCAACGAAGCCAUCAUUGGCCGCAACAAGCGCCGCGAGCUCGAAGAUGCAGACGAGAUAUCUGUUCUAGAUCAAGCGCGCUUCAUGUUCUACUAUCCUCGUAAUCGGGACGGUAACGCUUUUCGCCAACAGUACCGUAUACUACAACAGCUAGGCAAGGGCCAUUUCGCGACUGUUCAUUUGUGUGUGGAGCGAAGUACUGGCAUGCAGUACGCUGUCAAGAAGUUUGAGAAACGUCGCAACGAGAGCUCGAAAUCGCAAACAGAUGGAUUAGAGCAAGAAAUUGGGGUGCUUAAGUCUGUUAGCCAUCCAAACGUACUCUGCCUAAGAGACACCUUCGACGAAGAUGAUGGAGUAUAUCUUGUACUCGAGCUGGCUCCGGAGGGCGAAUUGUUCAAUUGGAUUGUCACAAAGCAAAAGUUGACAGAAGCAGAGACAAGGAAUGUCUUCAUCCAAUUGUUUCAGGGCAUUAGGUAUCUUCACGAACGCAACAUCGUCCACAGAGACAUUAAACCCGAAAAUAUCUUGCUGGCGGACAAGCAUCUCUCUGUGAAACUAGCAGAUUUCGGACUGGCCAAAAUCAUUGGCGAGGAAUCCUUCACUACAACACUCUGUGGCACGCCGUCUUAUGUCGCCCCAGAGAUCCUUGAGAACAGCCGUCAUCGUAAAUACACUCGCGCUGUCGAUGUGUGGUCGCUUGGUGUUGUUCUGUACAUCUGCCUCUGUGGCUUUCCCCCUUUCAGCGAUGAACUUUAUUCGCCAGAGAAUCCUUACAAUCUAUCUCAACAGAUCAAGAUGGGCCGAUUUGAUUAUCCGUCACCUUAUUGGGAUAGUAUUGGUGAUCCUGCACUAGACUUGAUCGAUCGUAUGUUGACCGUCGAUGCGGAUAAACGUAUCACAAUAGAUGAAUGCCUCGAACACCCCUGGAUAGUACCAAACGGGGUAGCGACAAGCAUCAGUGAUAGCACUGAUGGCCUGACCGGCGCUAUGUCUGACCUUGAUUUCUCCAAACGCAAGCCCGAGCGAGAACGCACACUUCUAUCUGAUUUGAAUGACGUCAAAGUCAGCAAGGUAAUUCAAUGGCAAGAUACGAAGGCACCAGUAAAGGUGUAUGAAAAUCCCAAAGACAAGCGCGUAUAUAAUACGCAGCCAAACGGUACUGCACAGGUGCCGGAUCCAAUAGUCGAUGAAACGGAAGGGAAACAGAAUGAGGGUAAGGUCAGCGAAGACAAACCCGCUCGUGAAGCAAGGACAGACGUCUUUAUGAAAAUGGGUGGAAAGGGAGAUCAGCAGCUUUUCGAGAAUGGCCCUAAAAGUUGA
Molecule: messenger RNA, 2067 nt
Organism: Bacidia gigantensis
Lineage: Eukaryota; Fungi; Ascomycota; Lecanoromycetes; Lecanorales; Ramalinaceae
Exons: 5
Coding region: 1-2067 (688 amino acids)
Biological process (GO): mitotic DNA damage checkpoint signaling; protein phosphorylation
Cellular component (GO): nucleus
Molecular function (GO): protein binding; ATP binding; protein serine/threonine kinase activity
Source: RefSeq, a predicted model, not a curated record